AUGUCUACUUCCGGCGAGACUUUUCUUUUCACUUCCGAAUCUGUUGGUGAAGGUCACCCAGACAAAAUUGCCGACCAAGUUUCUGACGCCAUAUUGGAUGCUUGUCUCAAAGACGAUCCCUUUUCAAAGGUCGCCUGCGAAACAGCUACCAAAACUGGUCUAGUACUUGUCUUUGGUGAAAUCACAACAAGAUCCACGGUAGACUUUCAAAAAGUCGUUCGUAAUACUGUUAAACGUAUCGGUUAUGACGACUCUGCAAAAGGUUUCGACUAUAAUACCUGUAAUGUUUUAGUUGCUAUAGAGCAACAAUCACCGGAUAUCGCGCAAGGUCUUGUACAACAAGGCGAAGAUUUAGAAAAAAUUGGUGCAGGUGAUCAGGGUAUCAUGUUUGGAUAUGCGACCGAUGAAACACCGGAAUUGAUGCCGUUGACCUUGAUACUUGCGCACAAGCUUAAUCAAAAAUUGGCAGAACUUCGUCGUGAUGGUACUCUUUCAUGGCUUCGCCCGGAUUCCAAGACUCAGGUCACCGUUCGAUAUAAGAACGAGGAUGGUGCUCUGGUCCCGAUUGAAGUGGACACUAUCGUUAUUUCUGCACAACACGGCCCCGAAGUUACAAUUGAAGAACUUCGAAGUGAACUUUUAGAAAAGGUGGUAAAAACGGUUAUCCCUGCAAAGUAUCUUACAUCAAAGACCAUUUAUCAUUUGCAGCCAUCUGGUAGAUUCAUAAUUGGUGGUCCUCAAAGUGAUGCUGGUCUGACAGGUCGUAAGAUUAUCGUAGAUACGUACGGAGGUCAUGGUGCUCAUGGCGGGGGUGCUUUCUCGGGCAAAGACUGGUCUAAAGUUGAUCGUUCAGCUGCAUACACAGCGCGAUGGAUUGCUAAAUCACUUGUACACGCAAAACUUGCACGACGUGUACUCGUACAGCUUUCCUAUGCCAUUGGAGUAGCCGAACCUCUUUCUAUUUUUGUCGAUACAUAUCGUUCUUCAAACAAAACAAACGAAGAAUUAUUGCAGAUAAUUAAGAAGAACUUUGAUUUACGUCCUGGUGUAAUUGUAAGUGAACUCGGUCUUCACAAACCAGAAGGUUGGAACUAUGAACAAACAGCUGUGUAUGGUCAUUUUGGAAGAAAUGAG
This is a messenger RNA of Ambispora leptoticha, 1134 nucleotides long. NCBI's taxonomy places the organism in Eukaryota, Fungi, Glomeromycota, Glomeromycetes, Archaeosporales, Ambisporaceae. The record is from the annotation of a GenBank genome assembly.